Molecule: messenger RNA, 1932 nt
Organism: Mizuhopecten yessoensis (Yesso scallop)
Lineage: Eukaryota; Metazoa; Mollusca; Bivalvia; Pectinida; Pectinidae
Product: neo-calmodulin-like
Exons: 8
Coding region: 388-909 (173 amino acids)
Cellular component (GO): myosin II complex
Molecular function (GO): calcium ion binding
Source: RefSeq, a predicted model, not a curated record
AUUGAUUAGUCCGUCUACCUGUUGACCGACUCAGCUGUGUUUUCAACCAGAAGAUUUGGAUAUUUUUUAAAUCCCGAUUCAUGUCAGUUAUUUGUUUAGAACUGAUCUGCGGAAAAUGUGAUCGAUUUUUCCCCUUUGUAUGUAUAUUAGUGUGUUUAUAAAAUCGUGGUGGCUUACCAAUAUCCAAGUGCGGACCUGGAAAUACAAUGCAUUCCGCAUCCUGAACAUGUAUUUAAACUUGUACUGAAGACAAUAUCAAGCAGAUCAGAAGACAGAAAGAAAUCGACACGUACACAAAUCCGGAUUGAUCGAUUUUGGGAUUGAUAACAGAAAGGAGGAGACAGGAGAAGAUUUUGUGUCUGACCGUUGAUAUACGUCAUUUGCAUAAUGAAUUUCGGACGAAGGCGAAAAGAAGAUCAACCCAACCAGCAAGCAAGCUCACAAAAGGAACAACAGUCCCCGGGUUCAAAGAAAAUGAGAGAAGAAAUCAAAAGAACAUUUGAACUGUUUGAUAAAGACAAAAAUGGUAAAAUAACGGAAUCAGAACUGACUGACGUCAUGCGAGCUUUGGGUCAAAAUCCUACCACACAACACGUCAGGUCAAUUAUAGCAGAAGUGGAUAAAGACAACGAUGGAGAAAUAGAUUUUGAGGAGUUCGUGUCCAUGAUGUCGAAAAAAUGGCGGGACCUAGAAAAGGAAGAAGACGAAAUCAAGAAAGCUUUCAAGGUUUUUGACAGAAACGGGGAUGGGAUGAUAGAAAUGCGAGAACUAAAGGCUGUUUUAACUGGCCUGGGAGAACGAAUGACAGAGGAGGAAUUUCAGGAUCUGAUGCGCGAGGCAGAUUUAGACGGAAAUGGCGUCAUCACGUACGAAGAAUUUUCUUCAGUUUUAGCCAACAAGUUCAUUUGAUACCUGGAGUCAUUCCGCGUUUGAUACGGUUUGAUAACAUCCCAAAUUGAGGCCAUGGUCUGUUGACCACACGUCCAACACAAUCCAAAUGGAUCUUGGGACCAGCAGUCAGCCAUUCCAUUCCGAGAACCUCCAACCAUUCCCCCAACAGAGGAGGACUUGUACGGAACGAAGAACUGUUCCUUCCGUGUACAUUAUGUUGCUGUGUUAUGUUGCUGUUUUCCUUUUUAUUGUUUGGCUAAAUUUCCUCUAGAAAGUUGACUUAUAUAAAAUAAAAACCAUGACCAUAGUUGUGUUCCCAAAACAGAGGAGGACUUGUAUUCAACGAAGAACCGUUCCUUUGUUCCUUUCCUGUAUAUUAUGUUGCUGGUUUCCUUGUAUUGUUUUGCUUAAUUUCCUGAAGUUGACUUUUAUAAAAACAAAAUCCAGGACCAUAUAUGCAUAUCUAAGUUAUGUGCGCGAUCUAACCAGAUUACUAUCAUUUUAAAAUGUUUUCCAUGUAUAUGUCUAUUUGUAGGAAUCUUAAUUUAAAGUACUGCAAAUGAUUUUUGUCUUUUUUCGCGGGCUUCUAAUUUUCGCGAAUCAAAUAGUAAAAUGAUCCAUCUUUACAUGUUAACCAUAAGUGAUGGCUACUAGACACGAAAUCCGCAAAAAUGAAUCCCGUGAAGUUGAAUAUGACGAAAAUUAGUGUCCGCGAAAAUGGGAUUUUAUAGAACUUUGUUGACAAACUUUGUGCGGAACAUACAGCAAAAGAAACACGAACAUAAAGAUCUUAUUAAUUUUUUUCUGGUGUUUAAGAUUUGUAGAUGGAUAGCUAACCAUAUACAACUAUUGUAUUUUGCAGUGCUUAUUCCAAAAAAUAACUUCCUGGUUUAAAGGGCCUAGCGAGUGACCCAAAGUUUAUAAUACUUAACUUUAGUAAAUGUAACAUAGAAACUGCAAAAUUCAUAAAAAAAUGUAUUUGAAUAUUCUUACCCAAACCCUUGAUUGUUAAAAAUCAAUAAAAUAUCUGUUUGAAUGAAA